AUGGGUAUCCUGAUAAUAAAAACUUGUGUCAACUGUGACGGCCCGCGUGGUAAAGGGAAGGCAAGAGGACAGAAUGAUGAAAAUCAAGAAAACGGAAAUAGUAGUGAAGAUGUCGACACUAACAUGGACUAUGACGACGAUAAGUUUGAAAAAAAGUACAGAGAUAGGAUCCUUGCAUCUUUGAGCGCGAAGCAUAACAUUCUUGGGGGAGUCGCUGAAUAUGGUAUCAUUGAGUACAUCGAAAUGCACCAAUUCAUGUGCCACAGAUAUUUGUCGUUUGCUUUUGGGCCACAGAUUAACUUUAUCAUUGUUCACAAUGGCAGUGGGAAAAGCGACAUCCUUUCUGCUAUUACUGUGGCACUCGGAGGACGAGCCAACUCUACCGGACGUGGAAAUGGAUUAAAAUCAUUUAUCCGUGAGAGACAGUCUGUCGCAGAAGUCAUAAUUCACCUCAAGAAUCAAGGAGAGGAGGCCUACAAACCCCAUGAAUAUAGAAAGACCAUCGUCAUUGUGCGCCGAUUCACGAAAAACGGCUCAUCGUCGUGGAAAAUCCAAACCAAAGAGGGAAAAAUUAUCAGCACCAAGCGUGAUGAGGUAUCCACCAUUUGUGAUCAUAUGAAUAUCCAAGUAGACAAUCCCAUGAACGUCCUAACUCAAGAUUUGUCAACUUAUUCCUAUGCUGCGAGACAAUUUCUAAGCGCCUCUAGUAAACAGGAUAAAUACAAGCUCUUUCUGCGCGGCACUCAACUUUCUCAGCUGGUCCAGGAGUAUGACACGUGCCACGAGAAUAUUAUACACACGUCGAGGAUCAUAGAACAGAAGGGUGUUGUCUUACCUGACCUACGAUCAAGCCUUAAUGAAGCCAAGCAGCGCCUUCGAGAGGUCCAAAGAGCCAGAUAUCAGAAGAAAAGAGUCGACGAGUUGAAGAAGGAAUUGGUUUGGGCACAUGUCAAUGACAAAAAGGCGGAGAUGACAGAUGCAAUCAACGAGGUAGCAGAGCUGAAGGCCAGACAAACACAGAUUCAACAAAAGCUGCAGAAAGCCCAGGCCGAUUUCGACGCCGGGACUGCAGCCGUGACUCGCUACGAAGAGGAAAUCACAGCCAUGGGAGAUAUUGCAGAUCUAACCGCGAGGAAGGAAGAGCUUGGCGACGAGCUUAGGAGCAAUAAACGGCUAUUAAGGGAAAUGCUGCUGCCCCAGAUUCUCGAGCGGAUCAAACGAAUGCGGUGGAAGGGUGACCUCCCUAUAGGUCCUCUAGGGGUCCACGUCAAGGUUCACGACCCCCAGAAAUGGGCCGAAUUGCUGCGAAGGCAGUUGCGCGGUUUUUUGGUUGCUUGGGCUGUUACAGACGGUGCUGAUCUAUUCCAGCUGAGGAAGUUGUUGAAUGAGAACGGAAACGCGGGUUUGCAGAUUGUCGUCGCGAAGAGAGAUCUGACAUUUGAUUAUAGCAGCGGGGAGCCCCCCGCUCGUUAUUUGACUGCCCUUCGCGCCCUUGAGAUAUCCGACCCUUACGUUACGCAAAUGUUCGUCAACCAGUAUCACAUUGAAUCCAUUUUCUUGGCUUCCACUCGUUCAGAAGGUGAUGCGAUUCUCCGUGACUUUGGGCGAGGUGGAUUUGCAUGGACCACAGAUGGGUUCUUGGUCCGUCAAUUUCAUGAAGGCGGUGGAUCUUCUUCGGGAUUACCGCGACCGAAGAAUGAUGUGACUAGAUUACUGUUGAGCGGUCAUGACAUAGCUUCCGAAAAGAUAAAUUAUCACCGGGAAUUAGAACGGCAUCAACGCGAGCGUGAUGCUGGCCAGCAGUUUGUAGACCAACUCAACCGAGAGCUCGCAUCAGCAAAGCGUGACUUCCAAACCAAGAUGAGAGAGGAAAGGGCUGCUAAUGAAGCCAUCCUGACAGCCAGAAGUACACUCAAAGAUCACGAAGCCGCAGCUCAGGACGCCUUGCCCAUCAAUAUUGCUGGUUUAGAGGAUGCCAAUCGGAUUCAAGAAGAGGAAAAGAGAAGUCUUGAGGUUCAGUUUGAAGCUCACUAUACCCGGAAAAGUGAAAUCGACGCAGCACAGAAAGAGCUCCUGACGAAGCUAAAAGAUGUUAAGGCUGAUAUUGACGAAUUCGGCGACAGACGCGACGUCAUACAGGCCAAAGCCGAAAAUGCUGCCGAGAAACGGACACAGUAUAGAUCUAACUUUGCACACUACGAGCGUAAGCUCGCUGAUGAAACCACCCGAGUGGAGCAGGUCGAGGCUAAUGCAGAGGUCCUUCAAGCAGACUUUCAGGAAUGGUCUGCAAAGGCUGAAGAGUAUUGCGAACGGGUGGAUACACGUCGGAAACCUGAUGGGAUCAACAGAAACAUCGAAGCGGCGCAAGCCGCUCUAGAGGAGAGGGAAAGAAGAAAUGGCGCUUCUGUUGAGGAUAUGACGACAGAGGUCAAUCGGCAGAGCGAUCUACUCGAAACUAUCCAGAGAGAUAUUGGGCAGAUGGCGUCCUUGGUCAUUGCAUUAAAGAACUCUCUGACGGAGCGCAGCAAGAGAUGGCACGACUUCUUACUCCACAUAGCUCUCCGAUGCAAACUCAUCUUCCAGUUUAAUCUAUCUAACCGCGGGUAUUGGGGCAAAGUCAUCUUUAAACGCGAAGACGAAACUCUGGAAUUGAGGGUCCAAACCGACGAACAGGCUGCAGCGCAAGGUUCUAAGGAUCCAAGGUCGUUGAGCGGCGGAGAAAAAUCAUACUCCACUAUAUGCUUUUUAUUGUCGCUAUGGGAGGCUAUCGGAUGCCCUCUGAGGUGCCUGGAUGAAUUCGAUGUAUUUAUGGAUGUUGUCAAUCGGCGAGUCUCUAUGAAUAUGAUGAUUGAAACUGCCAAACAAUCCGAUAAGAAGCAGUACAUUCUUAUUACACCUCAAGAUGUGACCAACGUUAUGAUCGGCACCUCUGUUCGUCUGCAUCGGAUGCCUGAUCCUGAGCGGAACCAGGGCAUGUUGUCUUUCCGUUAGCAUACGAUUAUAAAUAAACCCAGAAGCUAUCCAUAAUUGCACGUAGUCCACAUAUUUCCGACCCUCUGUCCCAAAUGCCCUGUAGACGU
Messenger RNA from Guyanagaster necrorhizus, 3080 nucleotides. RefSeq names its product P-loop containing nucleoside triphosphate hydrolase protein. The transcript is spliced from 22 exons. Lineage: Eukaryota; Fungi; Basidiomycota; Agaricomycetes; Agaricales; Physalacriaceae. The record is from RefSeq and is a predicted model, not a curated record. The coding region runs from base 1 to 2991 and encodes 996 amino acids. Gene Ontology annotation, molecular function: damaged DNA binding; single-stranded DNA binding. Gene Ontology annotation, cellular component: Smc5-Smc6 complex; site of double-strand break; nucleus. Gene Ontology annotation, biological process: double-strand break repair via homologous recombination.